AGUCUGCACCCAGACCACGUUCCAAUCGCUCAGUCUGGCUGCACCACAUUAAAAACCAACAUUCUUCCUCUUCUUUCUGCCAGUCCAAGCUGCACCGUCACUGUCCAGCUCGCAGCAACCCUCAAGGACCUUGUGGCACACGACUUCCCUGAUUGUUGGUCAUCUCUUUUGGAUGACGUGAAAAGGCUCUUGGGAAGUGGAGAUGUGAGAGAAGCAGGGGCUGGUGUUGUAGCUGCACUCGAGUGUAUUAGAGCGUUCAGAUUCCGUCAAAAAGCCAAUGUCUUGCCAGGAAUUAUUGCCACUCUUUUCCCUACCCUUGUCACUAUCGCUGAUGGCAUGCUCAAUACCUCCCCAUCCCAACCCGCGUCCCAGGACAUCCCUGCCAUGCUGCACCUGAUUCUCAAGACGUACAAAACUGCAAUCAUUGUCAACCUUUCCCCACACCAGCAGAGCCCAGAAUCACUUGUUUCCUGGGGAAGACUCUUGUUCCGCGUCAUGGGGAUGGCUGUCCCUGCGGGAAGGCGUUUCAACUGA
Messenger RNA from Suillus subaureus, 534 nucleotides. RefSeq lists its product as uncharacterized. The record is from RefSeq and is a predicted model, not a curated record. Gene Ontology annotation, cellular component: cytosol; nuclear envelope. Lineage: Eukaryota; Fungi; Basidiomycota; Agaricomycetes; Boletales; Suillaceae. The annotation marks the transcript as partial. Gene Ontology annotation, biological process: protein import into nucleus. The transcript has 2 exons.